Messenger RNA from Tripterygium wilfordii, 1704 nucleotides. Its product is annotated as transcription factor bHLH71. The coding region runs from base 170 to 943 and encodes 257 amino acids. Gene Ontology annotation, biological process: regulation of transcription by RNA polymerase II. The record is from RefSeq and is a predicted model, not a curated record. The transcript has 4 exons. Gene Ontology annotation, molecular function: protein dimerization activity; DNA-binding transcription factor activity, RNA polymerase II-specific; RNA polymerase II cis-regulatory region sequence-specific DNA binding. Lineage: Eukaryota; Viridiplantae; Streptophyta; Magnoliopsida; Celastrales; Celastraceae.
AGCAGAAAGACACAAACACCUUACUGCAGCUCUCACGUGCACUAUAUAGUAUAUCCUUCUCUCUAUAUUACCCUACCUACACUUGAACAAAGAUUUUUGUGGCUUUGAAGUGCAACUUUGCUGCAAACAUGAGUAUGAAGCAGAGACCAGGUUUGCACUUGAGAACUACAUGAGAUCUCCACAACGACAUGAUGGUUCUACUAAAAGCAGCUGCUCAUCGAUGAGUCAUCGCCAGAAUUUGGUAGCGCAAGGGAAGAAGAAGAGGAAGAGAAAACCAAGAGCUUGUAAGAACAAGGAAGAAGCAGAGACACAAAGAAUGACUCACAUUGCCGUCGAGAGGAACCGGCGCAGGCAGAUGAAUGACCACCUCGGAGUCUUGCGCUCCCUCAUGCCCAAGUCUUAUGUUCAAAGGGGGGAUCAGGCCUCUAUAGUUGGUGGUGCGAUAGACUUUGUGAAGGAACUAGAGCAACUCUUGCAAUCCCUUGAAGCACAAAAGUUACAGCUACUGCAAGGACUAACAGCACCAAAUGAUGACACAACCACCUCCUAUGCUGCCGCCGGAGCCACUUCUAAGUUUAUGCCAUCACCAUUUUCUCAGUUAUUUGCACACCCUCCUCAAUUCUCUUGGUCUCAGCUGCCUAACAAAUACACCUCAACUACUAAGGCUGCUACUGCUGAUAUUGAGGUCACCCUGAUUGAAAAACAUGCAAAUAUUCGGAUUCUAACAAAAAGAAGGCCAAGGCAGCUCCCGAGGUUGGUUACUUAUUUUCAGACAGUUCAACUCACCAUCCUUCACCUCAAUGUGACCACCAUGGACCCACUUGUGCUUUACUCAAUCAGUGCAAAGGUUGAAGAAGGAUGCCAACUCACUUCAGUAGACGACAUAGCAGGAGCAGUCCAGCACAUGGUAAGAACUAUCGAGGAGGAAGUUGUCUUAUGUUGAUCAAGACAAGACAUAAUUAGCGUUACAAAAAUACCCUUGUGCUUGGCCUAAAACCAUGGACCAUCUAGGACAUGUUUUUGGUAAAUAUCAAUGUCAACCUCCAACAUCUCUCAUGGUUUUAAUUUUGUGUAUGUGUUGGCGCCAUGAUGUUGUUUCUUUCUGCAAGACUAAAAGCACAAAAGACUAUAAAAUAAAUUAUAUGACCAACCCAAGCCUUGAAAAUGUAUGAAAAUUGCAUUCUAGAUUGUGUCAUCAAAGCAAAGCAAGACAUGAACAAGCCCGACUCUCAUGCAGAGACACAAAUGUUCUUGCUGCUCUGAUAAGCCUGUUUUCUUUCCUUGGUAACAGAGAAAUGAAGGGUGGAGUAUUGGAAAAAGAGAUGAAGAUUUGUAGUUUUAUGAAGGCGAAAGCCUGCGAGAGAGGGGGGGUUUUGUGGGAUCGAUGCAUCUUCUCUUUUUGUGUGGUGGGCUCUGAGCCUCCAUUUUGUUUCUUUGUGGCAAACAGAUCUGUAUUCUAAUUAAAGCUCAUGUCUUGUUGCGUAUUCAGAUAGGGACAUAAUAAGCCGUAGCUUAUCCAACUUUAUUUUGUGGAAGGUAGAUCUCCCAUCUUCAAUUUGUAGUACACGAUUUAAUGGCACAGCUAGGUCACUUCUUCAGCUUGUAUGUCCUUCCCUCUACAUGGUGAAUGACUGAUCGCUUAGAUGAGGGAGUGGUGAUAUAUUAAUAAGGAGGGCAAAUGCCUUCUAGCUAACCGAUCUUCUA